Adineta ricciae is the source of this 315-nucleotide messenger RNA. NCBI's taxonomy places the organism in Eukaryota, Metazoa, Rotifera, Eurotatoria, Adinetida, Adinetidae. The record is from the annotation of a GenBank genome assembly.
AUGGCUAGACAUCGUAAACGAUCAGCAAAAAGUACUAAAUCAGGUUCAACCAAACAUAAGAAAACUCAUCGAGGAAAACGAGCUGGUGCUGCAGCCAAACAUCAUCGUCAAGUCAAACGAACAACUCGCAAAGGUGUCCGUAAGACACAUCGUUCAGGAAAGAAAGCAACGAACAGUAGCUAUAAUCUUUAUAUUCAACAUACUAUCUCUCAGAUUAAAGCAGCUGAUCCCAAUAUCACACAUCAAGAUGCGUUCAAAAAAGCUGCUAGUCAAUGGCGUACAGCAGCAGAGAAUCCCAAAAAUCAACACCAUUAG